AUGACCUCUGGAGGUAGUCGCCCAGUCGGAAAUGGUAUCACCCACCAUCUUAAUACAUAUGAUGAUGUCAAAGACGACGAUGAACGACCGUCUAAAAAGGCCCGGAAUUUUAUCGCCAGACAGGCAUGUGAGAAUUGCAGAUCAAGAAAAACCCGGUGCGAUGAGGACUACCCUUGUAAAUUGUGCAGAGAUCUAGGUCUUGAUUGCUCCUAUGCUGAACGGAAACCUACAAAAAAUGAAGUCUCCAUGAGCAUGAUGUUUGGGACUUUGAGACGGAUGGAACUCAAGUUGGAUCGCUUGUCUUCAACCACACAGACUCCUCCAUCUCGCGAGGAUCGUGAGUCACCCGUUACAGCGAGAGUACAGGCUGCUAGUCCCAAUCAUGCUGAAUCCGUGAGAUCAAUUCCAUCAGUACUGUCGCCUCAGUCCCAGAGUCACAGGCAGCCUUCUGCCAACUCAAAACCCCCUUCGGUCCUCUCCUUCAGUGCUCACCGCACCAUUCAUUGGCCUGGAGUUACCGAUUGUCUCCCUUCCAAACUAGUCGAUAUCACUGCCGCUCUCGAUAGGUCAUAUCCCACUCGUUUCGAAUCCGAUCGAACUCACCUCGACCCGUCGAUUCAACCACAGCUUGGUCUGCAAGGCCCCGACUGGCUCUCUGCCCUUGGUCUGUCGUGCGUCAAAGAAGUUUCCAAUGCCUUUUUCGACACCUUCAACCGGGUUUACCCCUUCAUCGAUCGUGACUACUAUUUUUUGAGUACCCUUGCCCAGGUGGUUCGAGAAGGCUUUGGGUAUGACAUCGAAUCUUGUCUCGUCCUCAACGUCAUGACUUUAGGCUGUAUGGGUCUCAAGGCAUUCGAGGAAGGCGGCUUCGACGUGCCUCAACGUGCAUCCCUCAGCCCCUUGGUCCUGCGCGUCAUGGAGGAGGACAUCGCCGGAUUGAGCUUCUUCAACGAAGCCAGACGGAGGAUUGGCUUUUGUCUCUGUGAACGCGACAUCCAAAGCUGCCAGUACUACCUCACCUCGGCAGUCUUUUUUGCGCAAACCAUGCGACCUGUGGACGAGUGGAUGAUGACCACACGAGCCGCCACAAGCUGCACUGCAUUCUGGCAGUGCCCGCCCGAACCCCAUGAUGAGUGGCUCGCCGACAUGCAUUCUAGAUUGUUCUGGAGUGCCAUUCUUUUGGAGACGGUCAUUGUUCAAGAAUUGGAAUUGCCUGCAAGUAGGCUCAAGGAGUUUGAAGACAUUGUGCCUCUCCCCAAAUUUACCGCAUUUCCUUACGUCAGCAAAUCGCGGGCCAGAAAUUCAGACGAUUCCUACUACCACUAUCACUUUCUUGCUCAAAUUGCGCAUCGAAUCAUUCUAAGCAGAAUCCGAGACGAACUCUUCUACGCCAACCCUUCUCCUACCUUGGCCGAUGAACUGCGCCAUCAGCUUGAACAGUGGCGCCACAAUCUUCCCAAGACCCUCAACUAUUCCGACGACACUCCAGAUCAGUCUUUCACCUGUCCAGCGGACGCUGUGGUUGUUGCCCUGCUUUACACCCGAUAUCGUGUUUCGCUCUUUCAUCUCGGGCGGCCCUUCCUAUUCAAAGCUAUACAAUCCCCCUCGGCCUUGACAGAAAGAGAUCUAGCAAUGUGCGCUGAAUCUCUCCAAUACGCCAUGAACUGGCCCCUGACAUGGGACCUAUGUGCCAAGAUGAAAAACUUUAUGCCUCUAAAAUAUUUCGCAUCGGGCCAAAUGUUUGGCCAACUGCUCAUUUUCUACGCCUUUCGACAUUCACCCGACUCACGCCUAAGAGAGCUCGUUCCUGUCGAGGCCGAAUCUUGGUGCCAGAGAAUGUUGACCUUCAUCUCAGAACAAGCCGUGUCGAGCCCGAUCAUAGCAAAAGAUUUAAAGAUGCUUUCAUUUUUGUAUCCAGUGGACGGUUAA
Molecule: messenger RNA, 1929 nt
Organism: Exophiala mesophila
Lineage: Eukaryota; Fungi; Ascomycota; Eurotiomycetes; Chaetothyriales; Herpotrichiellaceae
Exons: 3
Coding region: 1-1929 (642 amino acids)
Biological process (GO): regulation of DNA-templated transcription
Molecular function (GO): DNA-binding transcription factor activity, RNA polymerase II-specific; zinc ion binding
Source: RefSeq, a predicted model, not a curated record